This is a messenger RNA of Pararge aegeria (speckled wood butterfly), 8469 nucleotides long. RefSeq names its product protein shuttle craft (gene stc). Gene Ontology annotation, biological process: negative regulation of transcription by RNA polymerase II. NCBI's taxonomy places the organism in Eukaryota, Metazoa, Arthropoda, Insecta, Lepidoptera, Nymphalidae. The record is from RefSeq and is a predicted model, not a curated record. Gene Ontology annotation, cellular component: nucleus. The coding region runs from base 257 to 4027 and encodes 1256 amino acids. The transcript is spliced from 17 exons. Gene Ontology annotation, molecular function: RNA polymerase II transcription regulatory region sequence-specific DNA binding; DNA-binding transcription factor activity, RNA polymerase II-specific; zinc ion binding.
CCGAUUCGUCUUGUCACAUCGUCCUCUAAAUUUAUUAUAUUUUUGAUUUGCUAAAUUCUUUUCGUUUAUUUUUUGGUUAAUUUCCUGUUUUUUAUAUAAAUUCAAGUGUCAGCAAAACCAACCACUGAGUGGAAAGAAAGGUACCGCGAGACCUCAGGUCUCGGCCUGUGGCCACAAAACGCGUACACCGCCCAAAACAAUCAAAAUUAGUCAUCGGAAAAUCUCAGUUAUAUUUCAUAAUAUUUCGCUUCCAAUAAUGUCUCAGUGGAACAAUUCGUACAAUUAUAACAACCAAUAUCAAGCCCCGAAUACAUGGAAUGGGGACUACAACACACAGUAUUCAUCAAACCAACAACAGUACUAUACCAAUCCCAAUCCCAAUAGACAAUAUGAUGCCAAUCGCCAGUAUGUUAGUUUUGAUGAGUUUUUAUCGCAAAUGCAAAUGUCUAAUAAUCCCGCAACGAAUACUGCUAAUUAUAACAAUGUACAAUAUCAAAACUACCCUAAUGCUCAGUAUAAUAAUGUGCCCAGUUAUCAAAAUGGGUCAACAACCCAAAGCCCUCAGGCUGAGUUGGCCUAUGGAUCGAGCACUGCCAAUUUUACUAAUAAUGCAGAGGUAUAUCAAACCAAUGUAAAUAAUCAAUAUAAUCAAGUGACUGAUCAAAAUAAUUACUCUAAUGAAGUAGUUUCUAAAUCCAAACUAACACCUACUGCUACAGAAUUUGUUCCUAAAAGUUCUAACACAAAUUCAGUUAGUCCCAACAAUGAACCAACAUUAGAAUCGAAUUUAACAAACUUAGAAUUAAAUGGAUCAUCAGGUAACUAUUCUAAGCCGUCUAGUUCAACAAAUUGGAGAGAACGACCAAACAGUUCACAGCAGAAUAGCUCUCAUUUAGAGCCUUAUGGUCAAAAAUAUUCUAAAAACCAAGACACAAGUAGCCGUAAUAAUAAACAUGAAUCUAAGAGCCGUAAUCAAGAACCCAGUAGCCGCAAUGAACCUAGCAAUCACAAGUCUAGAGAGAACAUUCAGCAGAGAGAACCAUCAAAUCGUGACUAUGAGAACAACAGCCGGAAUCGUAAACCAAAAAACCGUCCAUCUGACAACCAAACUCCAGAGUCCAGUUAUCGCAGACAAGAUAAUAACAAAGAAUACAAUAGAUCAAAUAGAAAUAGCGAAUAUAAUGCUCAGAACCAAGAUUUUAAAGACUCCAAUUACCAUAGACAAGAUCAUAGUCAAGAUUAUAACAAUAGAUCAAACAGAAACAGCGACUACAAUCCCCAAAGUCAAGAUCAAAAUCAAUGUUACGAUACAAAUGAUACAGAUUUUGGUGAAUUUGAAGGGGGCCAAUCAAAAAACAACUCUAAGACUAAAAAUAAAGAGUCUGAUGUAUUUCGCACUUUUUACAAUAGCUCAAUGUCUAAGGAAAGUCAAGAUGUUAGGAUUGGAAGAGGAGAAGCUUCUGGAAGGAAUCGUAAGAAUGCUGGCAGUCAGAGACUCAAGGCUCCAGAACGCACAGAAGAUGAGCAAUAUGCAAACUCUUAUUUACAAUACAGGGAGAAAAAAUAUAAGGACAAUACAUCAAGUCCGCUAAGAGGGAAAAAUAGAGCUGUUGGCAAUCAUGUAGCCGCUAACACAGAGAUGACUCAAAGGGAGCGCCUUAGCGAACAACUGGACAAAGGCACUCUCGAGUGUUUGGUUUGCUGUGAGAGAGUGAAGCAGAUUGACCCUGUGUGGUACUGCAACAACUGCCACCAUGUGCUGCAUCUGCGCUGCAUUCGCAAGUGGGCCAUGAGCAGUAUGGUUGAAAGUAAAUGGCGUUGUCCUGCUUGCCAGAAUACAAACCAGGAUAUACCGGCAGAGUACAGAUGUAUGUGUGGCGCAGUACGCAACCCCGAGUAUCAGAGGGGAUCCAACGGCGCCCACACUUGCGGCAGGUCCUGUAAAAGAUCGAGGAAUUGUCCGCAUCCGUGUACGUUGCUUUGUCACCCAGGCCCCUGCCCAGCUUGCCAGGCUACCGUUAGCAAGCAAUGUGGUUGCGGUGCGGAAACUCGUUCAAUACUCUGCAGUAGCAAAUUAGCCCAGAUUUGCGGACGUGAAUGUAAGCGGAAACUCGAGUGCGGGGUCCAUUUCUGUUCCAAGGACUGUCACGAAGGGCCAUGUGAGCCUUGUACGGAAACUGUUACGCAAGUAUGCCACUGCCCGGCCGCCAAGUCUCGCUCGGUGCCGUGCACAGCAGAAACCGGCACGUGCUCUACUUGGUCGUGCGAGUCGUCGUGCGGGCGUGUGUUGUCGUGUGGCGCCCAUGUGUGCCGCUCCCCCUGCCACGCGCCCCCGUGCCCCCUUUGCCCAUUGCGCCCCGAAAACGUGCCCGCCUGUCCCUGCGGACACACUAGAAUCAGUAAAGACCAACGCAAGUCCUGCACGGAUCCAAUACCGUUAUGUGGCAACAUCUGCGCUAAGCCACUCUCUUGCGGGCCGGUCGGAGACAAGCAUUUCUGUAAGGAGAAUUGCCAUGAAGGAGCAUGUCGCGUUUGUCCCGACAACACACUACUCCAGUGUCGCUGUGGGCAUUCCAGUCGCGAGGUCCCUUGCGCGGACUUGCCAGAAAUGUACAAUAACGUGCUGUGCCAGAGGAAAUGUAAUAAGAAACUGUCCUGCGGUCGUCACAGAUGUAGAACGGUCUGCUGUGACGCUCAGUCACACAGAUGCGCGGUGGUUUGUGGACGCACAUUGUCUUGCCAACUGCACCGCUGCGAAGAGUUCUGUCAUACGGGACACUGCGCGCCUUGUCCUAGAGUCAGUUUCGACGAGCUACGUUGCGAAUGUGGUACGGAAGUGAUUCUACCACCAGUCCGAUGCGGAACAAAGCCGCCCCCAUGUAACUUCCCCUGCAGAAGAGUGAGGCCCUGCGGUCACCCACCACACCACAACUGCCACUCCGGCGACUGUCCACCGUGUGUGGUGCUCACCACCAAAUCCUGCUACGGAAGACAUGAGGAACGUACAACCAUACCAUGUUCCCAAGAGGAGUUCUCGUGCGGACUUGCGUGCGGCAAGCCUCUACCGUGCGGGAAACACACCUGCAUAAAGACCUGCCACAAGGGCUCCUGCGAAGCUGGAAAAUGCACCCAGCCAUGUAUGGAGAAGCGGCCAAGCUGUGGUCAUCCGUGCUCGGCGGCGUGCCAUUCCAGCGGAGGCGGCACGUGCCCGAGCGGCUCGUCGUGCCGUCGCCCCGUGUGCGUCACGUGCCCCUGUGGCCGACGCAAGGCCGAGCGCGCCUGCUGCGAUAACGCACGAGACUUCGCCAAGUUGAUAAGUACAUUAGCAGCUUCCAAGAUGCAAGAAGGUGGGACUGUUGAUUUAACUGAUGUACAACGUCCAGGCUCCAUGCUUAAAACGUUGGAAUGUGACGAGGAGUGCUACGUGGAAGCUCGCAGCAGACGCCUAGCCCUGGCAUUGCAGUUGAGGAACCCAGACGUAUCUGCCAAGUUGGCGCCGAGAUAUAGCGAGCACCUCCGCAGUACCGCCGCGAGAGAGCCUUCCUUUGCGCAACAAGUGCACGACCGGCUCACCGAACUAGUGCAGUUAGCUAAGAAGUCUAAACAGAAGACCCGAGCGCACUCGUUCCCGUCCAUGAACCGUCAGAAGCGCCAGUUCAUACACGAGCUCUGUGAACACUUCGGCUGCGAGAGCGUAGCUUACGACGCGGAGCCGAACAGGAACGUCGUCGCCACCGCGGAUAAGGAAAAGUCAUGGCUGCCAGCAAUGAGUGUACUGGAAGUGCUUGCGCGGGAAGCGGGCAAACGCAAGGUCCCCGGGCCCGUGCUACGGACCCCCGUCCAACAUACCCAAACUGCCCCUACAGCUACGCCCUUGACAACAUCGGCUUCUAAAUCCUCUGGAGGGUGGGCCACGCUCACAUCGACAAACGCGUGGGCGGCGCGCAGUCAACCCAAACAGGGACCCAAACUGGAGCAAAAGCAGGAAACGAAGAUAGACUACUUCGACAACCCGCCCGACAAUUAGUUCAAUUGAGACCAGAUGAGUGUAUACCACGGCAAGGGAAUGAGAUCCGUAGAAGAAACAAGGGUUAAAUAGCUCGCCGAGUUGAGAAGCUGAAGUGGCAAUGGCACAAAGCUCAAGGACCCUUUUGAAGAUAGAGCAAACUUAUGAAUUAUGAAUGGACCCCGUACCGAAAAAUAUGACGUUAGGAAGACAGAUAUCAAGCAAGUCGCUUAGUUGACGCUAGUAACAAGUGAAAUUUGGAUGCUUGCAAAAGAUCUAAGUCCAGCAGUGGAUAUCCAUCGGUUGUUGUAAUGAUGAUGAGUAAUGUAGUAAUGAUGAUAAGAAGAGUAUCUCUAAUAAACUUCUAAUUCUUUUAAAUGCAUUGACGAAAGUAGCAAAGAUGUUGAACGACGGCACUGACCUUGAAAUGUCGGCAUAAGUAUUGAUGGUUUUGCACACUUAAAACAACACUUUAAAUCUACCCCGAACACCAUUUUCCCUCCAUUUUUUUAUUAAUUACUACUAUUUUUUUUAUUUUUGAUAUUGAAAUUGCAUUAAUGUUACCUAUAAUUAUUUCUUUUAAAACAGUUAACUUUAUCAUUUUGUGAAAAAUUUGUUCAUUUUUUAUUAUUAUAUCACUGGAUUCAUAUUAUGAAGGGGGUGAAAGUUACCUUGCCUUUCAUAGACAAUCGCAGAAGAAUCCCUUAACUGAACAGUUUCAUAUUUACAAAAAAAUUUCUUUGCGUGUCACCUUUAACUUCAACUGUCGACUGAUAAAAUCUGUUGAAACAUCACUCAGUCACUAACAUCCGUUAUAUUAGGUGUUCAAUAUGUCUGUGAAAUGAAUAAAGAUUGAAAGUCCUGCCCCUGUCUUGACUUUGGAUUCCAGUGGUAAGUCUCACGAAAAAGCAAGCAUUUCAAUGCAUUAUGUAAGUUGAAUUGGUGUCGAGUCGUCACAGUGUGCAAAAUCCAUUAAUUAAUCAAACUUAUUUGUGUCUAAUGUUUGCAGGUAUCACAUUUUGUACCCCUAAAUAAGUUUUCGAGUAAACUAACGAUACGUCGUAUAGUCGGACGAUAAUUUUGACAGCCAAACGGGCAUAUGUUUUUAUAAACGCAUGGUAUCGCCGCGUAAAGGCUAGGCUAAAUAUGACCGUAAUGAACGAUGUCAGAAAAUCAUUUUUUUUUUUAUUUGGGUCAUUAUAUUUAAAUAAACUUUUGGUACAACGACGUAGUAUAAAUGCUCUGUUGAACUUACAAAGGUGCUAUUUCUAAAGUGUUCGGAAUGGUAACAUUACACCUGAGUAUGUUGCGCUAAUCUGAGUCUUUAUCUUAAAAGAAGACUUACGCGUGAUCUCAGUAUGAGAAAGUUAAGUAUUCAUAAAUAUAAAAUGCCAGACUGCUUCUCGUAAGAUGUUCGGCCGCGUGGCUAGUUACCACCCUACCGAAGAUGAGCCGCCAAGCGAUAGGGGGUCAAAUAUGGGAUGAACAUUUUAUUAAGUUACAUCGAUGAAAAUUUUUAUUUUGUUGACAAUUGAAAUAGUAGUAAGUUACAUGUUUCGGGAUUUAUAAAAAUACCUCCCUUAGUUGAAAUAAAUGAAUUCUGAAUUUUGAAUAGCGGACUUAAGUUUGUAUGGGAGACUCAUCAGACGUUAUAUGCGGACGCAGUCGCAUGGUACCGACUAUAAAGUAACAAACAUUCUCAAUCUGACAUCACAUGUAAGUCGAAGGUUAAAUAGUGUCAAUUUUAUAUAUAUAUUUUUAUUGUUAGUGUAAUGAAAUAUACAAUAUGUUUAGGCUGUAUGUACGUACAUAAUUUGUGUUAUUAUUACUUAACAAUAAUCUGUUCAAAAUAGGGUUGGUUAUGUGGACGUUGAAAGAUUAAAAAUAACAUAGUGGGUAUAAUAUGAAUAAUAAUAUUUUAGAAAUAUGUUACAAUAUAUAUAUAUAUAAUAAUCCUAUCCUUAGGUUCAAUCAGGUCUGUACUCUAUGGACCUUACUAAUAAAAGUUCUUUAGUUAAAGAGUAGUUAUACAAUGUUUUCUCUCUUUCUCUCACCAGUGAUUUUACAAUCGAACGAAGUAAAUCAAAUAUUGCGUAAGUAUGCAAUCGCUUAUUAUGGUCGUAUCAUACAAUGUAAUAAGUGUUUGUAAACUUUAAAGAGUGGAUAAGGCGAACCCGAUGAUGUAGCCAAAAGGUAUUCAAAGGAUUUAACCUCAUCAACUGUAAUUUAUAAAAAUAUUAAGAGUUUAAAGAAAGCUAGCUAAAAGGCAGAGCAGUGAAGCCAGUAUCUAAAAAAAAUAGCAGAUUAUUGUUAAGUGUGUGUAUUUGUUGUUUGAAUGGGCUAUGUUGAAUUUUAUGGAAACGAAUAACUCCCUAAUAAUAUUUAAUGUAAGAAAUUAACUGUUAGUCAUUUAAUAACUUAUACAAAAAAUUUAAAAAUAUAGGUAAAAAAAAAGGAAAAGUUAGGGCGCUUUCACAUAUGCAACUUUUGUCAUCGCAUCGUUUUUCAUAUGGCUUUGUAUAAAAGUGCAUUGCACAUUCAUAUUUUCCGGUGAACUUAAAACUGUUGCUGACAAAAGUUGUAAAUUAUUGUAUUCUUUGAUCCAUAACGCACUAUAUCUGGGCUCCGAGUCUGCUAUUACAGUUCUGUCAGUCUAGUCGUAUCAGACUAAUGAAAUAAAAUAUAUUAAACAAUUGGACAAAAUAUAGAAUUUCUCCAAGUGUUUAUACAAAUUAUGUUUAUUUUUUUGCUCAAAAAAAAGGGUCCAUGAUGAUCGGAAACAUGUUGCAAACAAACUUCUUCGACUACUAUUUGGAAAAUAGUAUAUUAAUAAUAACAAACGUUAAUUCAUUUAUUUUUUCACAAGUAAUUUUUGUCAUUGAUCGACCAUUGACACACAAUUGCAAUAGUAGACUUGGGCCUCAGAGCAGCAGAUUUUCGAGUCGAGUGUUCAAAAACAUUGAAUGCUACUAAUAUAAUAAUAAAUGAAACUGUAGCUAUGGUUUACCACACACAGCAAACUUACUUGAUAUUAGAUUUAUACUAGCUGCGCCCCAGGGCGUUGUUCCCCGUGACGAAACAGUCUACAAACUUUACCGCAGGCCGCCGCUAUUAUAAUAUAAAUUAUGUCUUCAGCUAAAAUAGGAUACUCCGAUUCUUUCAUUGCUGCUUUGGGUUUUUUAAUUAAAAAAAAUCAGUGAGUGAAUUCAUAUUUUGACGCCCGACAGUGCACCCAGUAAACUAUGGAUCGAAGAUUGUAUUUGGUUUGUCCUUAUGCUAAUUAUAAUAGGUAUACGUGCACUGAAGUUAAAUAAAGUCUUAUAUUCAUUAAUAUAUAAUUUGUUUAUAUUUAAGCCAUGUAUUCUUUAAUUCACAUUUAGUAUUUGAAAUGUUGUAUACAAGAUAAUGAAUAUUUAUGUUACGGGGAAAUAAUAAAACAGGGAUUUCGUGAAAAACUUGCCUGAUUACUGAUAUGACAAAAUACUACGAUACUUUCGAUGCUUGGUCAUUACACUUAAGCUAAAAAAUAAUAUUAAGCUUCAUAAAAUAUGAGUAUGGCUUUAUGAGUUAAUGAGUUGGCAUUAAAUUCGCAAUAACCUAUUAUAGAUAAUUUUAGUUGGAAGGAUGGCGGGCGAAAAACGUUUUCAAAACUCACUCACUCUCGGCCUUCCUUGUUAUUUUUUAUAAUCACUCGAAACCAUUUAUUUUAUUAUAUCGUUUCAUUACAUUUUUCUGUAGUAAGAAUUAUUCAUAUCGCAACCCAUCCGGAAACAGAACAGCCAUAGCUGGACCGUUUCCGAGGGAAGUCAAAACUCCCACCCAAAACCCAGCGAUGUUCCUACGCCUGUCAUUUCCUACAUACAAAUUUGUUACAAAAACAUUAGCAGUGAACUAAUAGAUUUAUAAGCAGUUUUUUUUCUUAUUUUGGUUAUGGUAGGAUAUUCACUUGGUUUUAUCAUAUUAAUUAAUUAUUAAUACAUUGAUUAAGCACGUGACCCUUAUAUUAUAAAUUUCCAUUAAUUUAUAAUAGCAUCCUAGUAUUAAAACAAUGUGUUCAGCACAAAGAAGUAGGUGAAUUAAAUGUAUAGGUGUUUAAUGGAAAACCUGUAAUCAUUUAAUUAGAAAGAGAAACCUAGAAUAAGAAAUUUAUUAUAUCUAGAAAAUAAAUCGUGGGUGAAAGGCUACAUUUUUAAGCAUUUCAGGUGAAAAAAAUUACCUAAUAGUGGCUUCCGUUCAAAAAGUUAAAAUACUAUAAAAAAUUAUAUUUUCUUCCCUUUAAUAAUGAAUAUUUCUUCUGAAAUGAUCAAAAGUGAGGCUUUAGGACCGAUUUUAUAAUAACAAAACUUUAACCUAGUAGAUAUGCCGAAACGUCAAAUUUUUUCCUCCACAUUUCACCCUUCGAUAUAUUUCUAGAAGUCGAUUAUAUCGAUUGUAUAAAUCAAAUUAAAUUAUUAUCUGCAUUA